This is a messenger RNA of Gadus macrocephalus (Pacific cod), 6089 nucleotides long. RefSeq names its product sortilin-related VPS10 domain containing receptor 2 (gene sorcs2). The record is from RefSeq and is a predicted model, not a curated record. Lineage: Eukaryota; Metazoa; Chordata; Actinopteri; Gadiformes; Gadidae. Gene Ontology annotation, cellular component: membrane.
AUGGAGGUGGUGCUGGUGAGCUCGUCCAUUAACGAGCGUGACCAGAUGUUGUUCAUCAGCGCUGACGAGGGCUCGUCCUUCCAGCGGCAGCCCGUCUCCUUCACCCCCGACAUGCUGCUCUUCCACCCCAAGGAGGAGGACAAGCUGCUGGCCUACUGCAAGGAGGGCAGGCUCUACGUCUCCACCGACCUGGGACGCAAGUGGAUUCUCCUGCAGGAGAGAGUCACCAAGGACAAGAUCUUCUGGUCUGUGUCGGGGGUGGACGUGGACCCUGACCUCGUGCACAUGGAGAUGCAGGACUCCAGUGGAGGUUACCUCUAUGUGACAUGCCUCAUCCAGAACUGCUCAGACAAGAUGGUGACGGCGCAGUUCCUGGGGAAGAUCGACCACAACUCGCUGCUGGUGCAGGACGACUACAUCUUCGUCAAGGUUACCAGCGGCAACCGCACCAAGCACUACGUGUCACAUCGACGCACUGAGUUCGUCCAGAUGAGGUUCCCCAAGUACGCUCUGCCAAAGGACCUCCACAUCGUGAGCACCGAUGAGAGCCAGGUGUUCGUGGCGCCAGAGUGGUACCAGACGGACACCUACAACCUGUACCAGUCGGACCUUCAGGGCGUGUACUACUCGGUGGUGCUGGACGUGCGCAGUACCAAGCAGCCCGAGGAGAGCGUGCUGGUGGACGUCCUGGAGGUGCGCGGCAUCAAAGGCGUGUUCCUGGCCAAUCAGAAGAUCGACGGGAAGGUGCGGACCCUGAUCACCUACAACAAGGGGCGGGACUGGGAUCACCUGGCCCCGCCCAUCAAAGACAUGAACGGCCGUGCAGUCAGCUGCAAAGCGUGUGAAAUACAUCUCAUGUUUAUUCUUCUCCUACUCCUUCCUCUUCCUCCUCCUCUCCCUCCUCCUCCUCCACCUCUCCCUCCUCAUCUUCCUCAUCCUCCUCCUCCUCCUCUUCCUCAGCCUCCUCUUCCUCCUCCUCCUCCUCUUCCUCCUCCUCCUCCUCCUCCUCCUCUUCCUCCUCAUCCUCCCCCCUCCACCUCGUCCUUGUUGUUGACCACUGUGAUUGGUUCCUUCCCCCCCAGGUUCAGUAUUGACGAGGGUCAGACGUGGUCGGUCCAUAACUUCACCAGCACCUCGGUGUUCGUGGAUGGGCUGCUGAGCGAGCCGGGGGACGAGACGCUGGUCAUGACUGUGUUUGGCCACAUCAGCUACAGGUCGGACUGGGAGCUGGUAAAGGUGGACUUCAGGCAGUCUUUCUCCCGGCAGUGUACAGAAGAGGACUACGACCCCUGGACACUAACAGACCUGCAGGGGGACAAGUGCAUCAUGGGACAGGAGCGGUCGUUCCGGAGGCGGCGGGAGGGCGCCUUCUGUAUAAAAGGGAAGAGCUACACCUCCGCACUGACUAGCAAGCCGUGCGGCUGCACAGAGAGGGACUUCAACUGUGACUAUGGAUUCGAGCGCUCCCAGGUUCUGAAGGCCGAUGGCAGUCGAUGUUUUGCGGACUUCUGGCACGACCCCGACGCCCCGCCCGACACCUGCCACCUGGGACAGAGCUACGAGUCCAGCACCGGGUACCGAAAGAUGAUCUCCAACGUGUGCGAGGGCGGUGUGAACAAGCAGCAGAGUGCCAAGCAGCAUGCCUGCCCUCUGCUGCCGCCCAGGGGCCUGCAGGUGGGCAUCAAGGGGCAGAUGUUGGCCGUGGCGCCCGGUGAUGACAUCACCUUCAUCGUCCACCAGGAACAGGGCGACACCAGCAGCACGCGCUACCAGGUGGACCUGGGCGACGGCGUGCGGACCAUCUACCAGAACCUGACGGUGACGGACGAGCCCAUCCAGCACCGCUACGAGGCCCCCGGCGUCUACCGGGUGGCCGUGAAGGCCGAGAACACGGCCGGCCACGCCAGCGCCACCAUGUACAUCCAGGUCAUAGCCCCUCUACAGGAAGUGCACCUGGAAGUGGGUCCGAUCGCCGGGAGGAACCAGCAGGUCAACCUCACGGCCACGGUGCUCCCGGUCGAGGCCAACCUCACCGUCUUCUACUGGUGGAUCGGAGACAGCCUCCAGCCCCAGCUCUCCCUGGAGAGCAGCAUCCUGACGUGGUUCACUGAGGCAGGGGAGGUGAGCGUGACGGUGCAGGCCUCCAACGGCCGCUCCAUGGUGCAGGACUCCCGGAGCGUCAGGGUCUACGACAUCUUCCAGGUCAUCCCGCUGAGCUUCAGCCCCAACCUGGACGGCCUCAACCCCAACAUCCCCGAGUGGAGAGAGGACAUCGGCCAGGUGGUGACCAAGCUGCUCACCAAGAUCACAGGCAUCCCAGAGGAGUCGCUGGUCACCAUGGUGAAGCCAGGACUGCCCACCACGGCCAACCUGUACAUCGUACCGCUGGAGAGCAAGCCAGUCACCAAGAGUGUGUUUGUAGAUAAGAGAAUCCCAGCCAUCAUCCAGGCGUUCAGCGACAACAACGUCAGCUUCGUGGUGCGUGGAGGGGUCAAGGUUCUGGUGAUGCUGGCCGACCCAAACGCAGGACUCGGCCUAGUUGCUAGUGAGUCACCAGACACCACGACGGAGAACGGUUACCACGGGGCCGCUGGGGGCCCGGGGGUUUGGGCCCUGGCCGUCGUCCUGCUGAUCAGCCUCCUGGCCUCAGGGUCGUUCAUCCUGUACAAGUUCAAAAGUCCUUGGCUGAGGACUGAGGACGCCUACCCUCCGCUGUUUUUCAGGAAGCUGCCGGGCAGCCGCAACGUGUACGCCCAGAUGCACAACGAGAAGGAGCAGGAGAUGACCAGCCCCGUGAACCACAGCGAGGACACGCAGCACAUCAUCCAGGGGGAGGAGUUCAUCGACGACGACCUGGACGCCCAGACGCUAGGCAAUCAUUCGGGCGUGGUCCUGAGCGUAAACUCCAGAGAACUGCACAGCUACCUGACCAGCUGAUGGCUGCCACGGCAGUGUGCUAACCGAGCUACGUUAGCCUAGCCUAGCCGGCUAAUGAGCACAGAGACUUCCACACUCUGCCUUCCUCUUUUUAAUGGCCCACAAUGCACCCCGAGUGGCGGGGAGGGGUUCUUCCUUGCUCUACGUCCCACCCAAUCACAGCUUGACUCACACAUUCACCCACAGAGCACUUCUAGUAAUCUCGUAGUGCCGCUUUGCUAGCAGAGCCUAGCAAUAGUUUCACACCAUUCCCUGUUCUCCGCACCCUCGUCUCUCUCCUUCAACAGCGGUGGUUGAGGUUAGAGGCGGGGAUUGAAGGAAAUGCACUUCUAUGCUUCUGUCUUUUAGCUGCGUCUUUGUCGAGGGCCUUGCGGGCACACACACAUGAACACACGUUAUCCUUAGUCACUGUUACCAUAGAUCCCGAAUCACUAUCACAGGUAAUGGACUUCAGGAUUCUGUCCAUGGCAGACUACUAAGUCAAAGCCACACCAAGUAUAUGUGGCCAAAGAUUAGCAUGGCCAGCUUCUGUCCCCGGCGAUUUUGCUGUCGCACAAAAGUUGUAGUGUAUUUUACGUUUUUAACGACUUGACCAGGAUUUUCGUUCAAUUUUUCAUACUAUUCUUACACACUUUCAAGCUCAUUAUGUACAUUUUCGUGUCACUGUCGUUCUGUCUCCUGAAAUGACUGUGUACUCUCACUGUUUUAAGGCAAUAAUAUUCUUUCAGAAAGAAAGAAAGAAAGAAAGAAAGAAAGAAAGAAAGAAAGAAAGAAGGAGAAAUACAUUUUGUUAAAUGUUUUGAGGUUUUCAUGAGUUUCAAGACGGAGAAAGUAGGGUAGCAACUAAGUCAGAGCUAAAUAAGCAGAACUUGACAGGGGGAAAGGAUUAUUUACAACAAGUAUCCAACCUUAUGUUUAGCCACACUGCUAAGAGAUAGACAUCCUUUUGUAGUUUUGUGUGUAAGCGUGUGUGCGUGUCGAUAUCAAGAACUAGUCUGGAAUCAUAUUUAAAGAUUUUUGUCUGUUUGUAGUUCAUCUUUUUUUUAAACACAAGUCAGAUCUCAAACCAAUCGAAAAAUGUAACUGUUGACAACAUCACAGGUUAAUUAACACAUCCAGACUAUCCCUUAUAAAGUUAAUUUGGCAUGGUUGAGAGCUGCUAUUCAUUCUACAACACAAACGUUGGUCCCAUGGUGCCUAAAAAGGCGGAUUUUGAAUCUGCCCCAAGACAUAACCUGUGCUCGUUUCGUAUUUAUUCCUUCAUUAAACCAUAUGACCCGUCCGCCCCCACAGUAACUUGUCAGGAGUUCAAAGGUAUACUGGUUCCCCAGGAGUCGAGGAUUGGUGUCUCCGAAGAGGCGUGGUUGGGAUAUACACUGUAUAAGCCUAUAUUAGGCAUUGUCAGGGCGGCAAUCUUGUCUCCGUAAGGAUUAGAUUUUCUUGUGUGUGUAUGUGGGUGUGUGUGUACAUAAAUAUGUAAAUAGAACAAUCUUCAAUUGUAAAUAUAACUCCCUUGAUGUGUGACUAUUUUUCACUAAUACCAAAAUGCUUUUUUUGUUUGUAUCGUUUGCUUUUCUGCGUAAUCUCGCAUCGAUCCGAACAACUUUUCAAACUCGCAAAGAGGUUUGGGGACAUUUUCGACAACAACUUUUAAUUGUCACAUUUGAGGAAACAGAUAUCUGUCAUUGGUCAGUUCAAGUGUAUUGACAGCUCACUGUGUUUCAGCUCCUUUCCUGUUCAACUUUCAAUGUAGAAUUCUGACUGGAGUGACUUAGGAUUCUCACUUGAAGUAGCUCUUCGUUGAAUCAGAGCGUGGCGAAUCUUUCACUUAGCUGACACGGUUAUUUCAACGUGGUGUAAAAACAUGCUUUACACAUGUUUUUAUUUCAGCAUAAUAUGUCCAAGAAAAUGUCUUGGAUUGUCAACUGCUUUUUAUUGUGGUUCAUCAAGUUUUAUCAUCACUAUACAUCUAUAGUCACAUACACACAGUGAUAUCCAGUUACACAAAUAUUUUUGAUACACAACUGUCAAAUGCCUUUUUUUUUUCUUAUGUCUUUUACAGAAGUUUAACAUCUGUUGGUUUGUUUGCACUAAUUAUAUAAUCUGUGAUGUAUUGAAGGUGUAUUAUAUAUUUUGGCUGCAAAAAAGCUGCCACUACAAAUCCAGGCAAUAACGGUACAGGACCAUAAUGGUGAUCGACUCAAAGGCUGCAUUCCAAUACUCUGUCUGUUACCUUUCUUCCCAAAAUGUCAAGAUGCUUUCAAAUGACGGAGAAGCUGCCUAAAGCUACUGACGAGUCUUCCUUGGACCAAAGUUCCUUGACUGCGUCCUUAGACAUACUGUUUACUGAUGUAAGUUAUUUUAGUCUAGGCUUCUUUUGAUGACAUGUUUCAAGCUAAAAAACAAUUAUGAAUUGUUUCUUCUCCACAUAGUGGACAACACAGUAUAUGGUUUUAUGAGUUUGUAGAUAAGUUAAAUACUACAAUCAUGGCCUCCUUGCCAUUUGCACCAAAGCCAAAACAGACCAAAGGUUUACCUGGGUAAAUUAGAACCUGUGGGUGUGGCUUAUUUACCAUUCCGCCCACUUCCAGUGAAGGUUGUGGUUGGGCCCAGAUCACCAACAAGUAGAUUCCACACUGGCACUUUACUCCAGCACGAUUAAUCAACGAUAAUGCUUUGUCUCCCUAAAGGUGUGAUAAACAAGCAAAAGGAAGUUGGAUUUUUUGGAAUGCAGCCAUAGUCGAUAGAGGUGAACAUCUUGACGCAUUAUUAGCGCCAUGCUGUACUUCACUGUUCAUUGCGCACCUGAGAAAACAAACAACAGAUCACUCGUGUUUCACAUCAUGUUGAACAUAUUUUGUACAUAUUCUGCUGUUGGUUGGCUUCGUGGUGUCGUAUGUUGUUAGGACAUCAGUCCAGCAAGGCCACACCAGGGGGGUGGCGCAGUGGGGGGUAUAACAGCAUCCCGAUGUUGGCUUUUUUUGACCUCGCCACUGAUGCUACAGAAUUUGACCAACCCCUUUUUUGAUUUUAUUUUCGUUUUGCUUUUUAUAUUGCUUUACUUUUGUUUUUGUUGUUUUUGUUUUGUUUUUUGAUUGAAGGAAGUGUUGUGCACUUAACCUGCAUUCCGGAAUUAAAUCACUCCCACAACU